Thecamonas trahens ATCC 50062 is the source of this 576-nucleotide messenger RNA. RefSeq lists its product as uncharacterized. Bases 1 to 576 code for a protein of 191 amino acids. NCBI's taxonomy places the organism in Eukaryota, Apusomonadida, Apusomonadidae. The transcript is spliced from 3 exons. The record is from RefSeq and is a predicted model, not a curated record.
AUGCCGGACGUUCCUCCCCCGGCGACGUGGGUGGUGACGUGCGGCGGGUUUGUGGUGGGCAACGGCGUGGGGCUGGCCGGCGGGGCGGGGUCGGUGGGCGCGGGCGUGGCGCAUCGGGUGGACGGGGCGGCGGCGCUGGCGCACGGCGGGGGUGGUGCUCGCGGGUGCGGGGUGGGCGUCGGCGGGUGGGCGUUUGACGUGAGGGUCGGCGUCUCGUACGUGCCGCGCCUCGGGCACCUCGCCGUGUUCUCGCCGCUGGUGGCGCGGCCGGCGGCCGUUCCGCGGGGCGUGACGGCCGUGGACGACGCGGCGGCGCGGGCGCUCGUGGUGAGCGUGGCGGCGGACGGCGAGAGCACGCUGCCGCUCGAUCUGCCGCACGUGGUGGGCUCGGUCGGCGUGCGGGUGGUGAGCAUCCGGACGCGGCCGGGCGAGCGCGAGGCCGUGGUGGCGUUUGCGAGCGCGGCCGACGCCGACGUGGUGUACGGCGCGCGCGAGUCGAGCCGGUCGCUCGCGGGAUUCGUCAUCGCGCGGCCGAGCGCGGUUGUGCGCGCGCGUCUCCUUGCCGGCCCCGGGUGA